Messenger RNA from Cucurbita moschata (crookneck pumpkin), 1174 nucleotides. Its product is annotated as transcription factor DIVARICATA-like. The record is from RefSeq and is a predicted model, not a curated record. Gene Ontology annotation, molecular function: DNA binding. NCBI's taxonomy places the organism in Eukaryota, Viridiplantae, Streptophyta, Magnoliopsida, Cucurbitales, Cucurbitaceae. The transcript has 3 exons. The coding region runs from base 44 to 739 and encodes 231 amino acids.
CAAGAAAUCCCAUUAAUCCUUUUUUUUUUUUGGUUUACUGUUUAUGGUUGUCAUGUCUCACGAUAGUCGGUGGACGAACAUGACUCAGUGGACUAGGUUGGAGGACAAGCUUUUCGAGGAGGCUUUGGUGGUGGUUCCGGAAAACUUGCCUGAUCGGUGGCAGAGGGUGGCCGACCAUGUCCCUGGAAAGUCGCCGUGGGAGGUUAAAGAUCACUACGAGGCUCUGGUUCACGACGUCCUUGAAAUUGACUCUGGCCGAGUUGAGUUACCGAGUUAUGCUGAUGAAACGGCCGGGGGAUUGCUGGAAUGGGACUCUUCUGGACAGAUCUCUUUUGGAACCAGAGCCAAGGCUAGUGGGGAUAACGAGAGGAAGAAAGGGACACCAUGGACUGAAGAAGAGCAUAGGCUAUUUCUUCUUGGACUGAAAAAAUUUGGCAAGGGUGAUUGGAGGAGCAUCUCAAGGAAUGUUGUGAUCACAAGAACACCGACUCAGGUGGCCAGUCAUGCCCAGAAAUACUUUCUUCGACAAAACUCUGGUAAGAAAGAAAGGAAACGAUCAAGCAUUCACGACAUCACAACAGUUGACAACAACUCCAUCCCCAUGCCUAUCGACCCCAAGUGGAUAUCUCCAGCCCCAAAUCCAACCGUUCAAUCAAGUAUGCAGCAGGUAAGUCCCACAGGUCAUUUGCAAGACCAAGGAGGCUCAUUCGGGUUUCAAAAUUACAGGUUCCCGAUGUAGCGUUCGGCGGGAUAUCCUUAUAAUUCUACAUUGUAAAUACAUGAAGAAAUCCGUAAAGUCAUACGUACCUGGGGUUUGGUUGUUCUUUUGAUUGCCACAGUUGAGGGAAACCUGAUGAUAUGGAAUUUGAACAGUGGUAGAUUCCUGUCUGUAAGUACAUAGAAGAAAAGGCAUAAACCAUUAGUAGAAACAGUAGUAGUGAUGAUUAUUAUUAAAAACAGCAGUUGAAAGUAAUGUAAAAAGAGAGGAGGAGGGUAGGAAAAACACAGCAUAUGAAUGGAAAAUUCUUUGUUGGAUUGUGACUAGUCCUGCAAUCAGAAUUAGCUGCAGGAAGCUCCACUUUAAUUCACUAGAUGAUUGAUUGCUUUGUACUCGAGGAAAUACAAAAAAUCAACGGCCAGCAGUGUCUAUUGGACUGAAGAUUCAGACUGAUCA